CCUGAACUGUCAUUUGUAAGUUGAUAAUAGUUUUUUUUUAUUAAAGAAAAUUCAUAUAAAAAUUGGUAUAUUAAGAAUUUGGUGUACUUUUUUCCUACACAAUUUGUGGAAAAACCACAAAUAUUUUAUAAUAAAAUAAUGGCUGAAACAAAAAAGCCACAAGACAACAUCAUCACUAACAAACAGUCAACAAAUGCCGGUGUUCAAACAUUGAGUCCAUUCGUUUAUUGGGCUCAAACAGAUAAACAAAUUACUUUAAAAGUUGAUCUUAAGGAUGCAAAGAAUACGGAAGUGGAGUUUACUUCAAAAACUGCUAAAUUUAAGGCAAAAGGUCUGGGUGCCAGGGGAGUUAAUGUCUACAAAUUUGAAAUACAUUUCUAUGGUUUCAUAGACGAUGAGGAAUCGACCUAUAAAGUGAAUGACAACAAAGUAGAGUUUACCAUAAAAAAGUGGGAAAAUGGUUGGUGGCCUCGUUUGGUGGCUACACCACAAAAACCCCAAUGGCUGAAAGUUGAUUUCGAUCGCUGGCUUACCGAAGAUGAUUUGGUGGAAGAUGAAAAGCCGCGUGAUGUUAUAGAAGACUACUCAAAAGAAUAUGACCGUUUGCAAAAAGAAGAAAUUGGUUAUAUCAAGGAAAGUUCCAAAAAGGUUUAUAUGGUGUUUUACAAUUUGGCCCAGUUUAUAGGCUUCCUGUACAUACUUAGUGUCAUGGGUGUUUUAUAUUAUCGUGAUGGUGUGGCCUCCAUAACCAAAACCUAUGCCGCUGUGGGAAAUGCCAUGAAAUUUAUACAACUUUUGCAAUAUUUAGAAGUGUUACAUCCCAUUUUUGGCUACACCAAAGGCAGUCCGUUGGUGCCUUUUAUGCAAGUGACUGGGCGAAAUUUUGUACUCUUCUUUAUGAUAGAGUUUGAAGAACGCAUGCAAACAAAACCGGCGGUAUUUUAUGUAUUUCUUAUAUGGUCUUUAGUGGAAGUUUUCCGUUACCCCUACUAUAUUAGUCAAAUCUUGAAGCGGGAAUUUGGGUUGUUAACCUGGUUGCGUUAUACCAUUUGGAUACCUUUAUACCCCUUGGGUAUAUUGUGUGAGGGCAUUAUUAUAUUGCGCAAUAUACCUUAUUUUGAGGAAACCAAACGUUUUAGCGUAGAAAUGCCCAACAAGUGGAACUUUUCAUUUGAUAUGCCUACAUUUUUGAAGAUCUAUUUAAUUGUACUCAUUUUACCGGGUUCGUUUUUCCUGAUGACCCACAUGUCCAAGACUAGAGCAAAGAAAUUGAAUAAAAAGCGUCGUACUCGCAAAUAUAGUGAUUAAGUUUUAAUUUUUACUUUUUUAAAUGUUUAUGUUUUGGUUUUGUUGUAAAAGCAUUAAAACAUUUCUUGUAUUUUAUUUGUAAAAUCUAAAAUUCACACUUUCAAUCAAUCAAUUUUAUUGCAAUAAAACGAAUGUUUCCUAAUCUAAUAUACCAAAAAAGAAAA
Molecule: messenger RNA, 1472 nt
Organism: Calliphora vicina (urban bluebottle blowfly)
Lineage: Eukaryota; Metazoa; Arthropoda; Insecta; Diptera; Calliphoridae
Gene: Hacd2
Product: 3-hydroxyacyl-CoA dehydratase 2
Exons: 5
Coding region: 139-1308 (389 amino acids)
Biological process (GO): sphingolipid biosynthetic process; fatty acid elongation; very long-chain fatty acid biosynthetic process
Cellular component (GO): endoplasmic reticulum membrane
Molecular function (GO): 3-hydroxyacyl-CoA dehydratase activity
Source: RefSeq, a predicted model, not a curated record